This is a messenger RNA of Camelina sativa (false flax), 574 nucleotides long. RefSeq names its product protein CYSTEINE-RICH TRANSMEMBRANE MODULE 6-like. The record is from RefSeq and is a predicted model, not a curated record. NCBI's taxonomy places the organism in Eukaryota, Viridiplantae, Streptophyta, Magnoliopsida, Brassicales, Brassicaceae. Gene Ontology annotation, cellular component: plasma membrane.
UUCGUGGCCGUUUUCGAGCGCCGUCGUUGGAAUAGAUAUAUCCGGAGACUUAGCAGUUAAUGGUGAUAUCUGCCUCUCACGCGGUUCUACUAAAACGACCUUCUUUUCUCUUCCCUUACAUGACUGACUAUAUAUCUUCAAUCUACUAUACUUUAAAAAUAUCAUACACCUCUCAUCUCUACAUACUAUUUUCCUCUACAUUUUUUUAUAGAAAAAUCAUAAUAUUUUCGAAGAUGACCCAAUCCAGCCAAAACCAAUCUGAAGAAUUAGGAGCUUAUCCUUCCCCGCCAGUGUCUACCGGUCCCUACGUGGCACCACCACCGCUCGGUUAUCCAACGAACUACACCAGUCAUGCUACGGUGGCUAAAGUCGAGACAAAGUCUAAGGGUGAUGAAUUCUUGAAAAGCUGUCUUGCGGCCAUGUUGGCCUGUUGCGUCCUCGACGCAUGCAUCUUUUGAGCUUGGAGGAAUUCGAUCGUAUAUUUGAUAUUCAUGCAAUUCUCUCUUUUACUAUUGUAUUUUGCUUUUUUCCCAACUUAUUUUGGAUCGAGUAGCUUAAUUAUGAGUUUAUGACA